UGUAAUGAUGGCUGUGGUAUCUGCGACCUCUAACGGUCUGGUUGAAAAUACAACAGAAACAAAAGAGAACAAAAAGGGAUGGUUAUCAAAGCGUACACAUUUCACGUAUCUUUGGAAGCCUGCGUGGUUUGAGGUGACAGAAACAAAACUCUUGUAUGGUGAAAAUGAAGAGGGUCCCCGGAAGACUAUUAACCUCAUAGGUGCGGAGGUAGAGGUGUCGGAGGGAGACGGUGCUUUCGGCUGGACAAUUACCCCGAAAGACAGCAGACGGACCUUCUUCCUGCGGGCUAGCAGUGAAGCGGAACAACAGGGUUGGAUGCUUGCAAUAUGCGAAGCUCAGCUAAACUCGAGAGAACAUGCCUCAAAUGCUUGCGUGGUGCAGUAGCUGGUGGAUGGGCAAUACUCACUUCGCACUAUUUCUGUGCUUCAGUUUUUCUGAUCGGGAUAGUUUUGCACACCGCUACAUUUUCCCCUUCCCCGGUACGUUUUUAUUGGGUCAUGCAUAAAACAGAGACAUCAAAUGUCAAUAUUUUCUAUUUUUAUGAAUGGCGAGCAAAACACAGUAUUUGUACGUCUAGUUUACAAGUUUUGAUAAGUAAAAUUAGUCAUUUUUACGAUAUAUUUUAUAGGCCUACUCAGGGAAACGUAAAUUAUAAUUUGUGGAGUAAUUUCUUUUAGUGGUCUUUGCUUUCGUUAUUUUCCAUAGAAAAACUGUAUUCAAACUGAUGGCGCCAUCAUUAAUGUUUUUAACCGCCAAACAUGUUUCUUGUUUCGUUUGCUAGACCCUUCAGAGGUCAGUGCACACAACACUGAUAUAAUUGUAUGCAUAAUUAGGCCGUCUGCCAGUCAGACCAAAUGCAUGGAAAUUGGAACGAAAUAUGGGCAGAAUAGGCUAGUUUUAAAGAAAGAAAAAAAGCUCAGGUUUAAAUAUCUGUUGUCUUUUGAAUAUAUUGUUUUGCAAAACAUUUUCCCAAAUGAAAUGGGUUGUACAGACCCAAUCCUUUUAUUACCAGCCACACACAUAAUCACACUAUUAAGAGACCAGGCCUGUAAAUAUUGACAAUUGCCAUGGUAUGUAUGGUGCCUCCCAGAGAUGUCCUGGUUUGGACCGGAUGGAUUGUAGUAAUAUGUAAAUCUUUUAAUUUGGUGGAAAUGAAAAGGUCCUCAAAACAAGAACACGAAAGUAAAUGGACAUUAAUAAAUUGACGUAGAAUAAUUAAAGGGAUGGAGGUGUCAAAACACAAAUUAAAUGAAAUUACCUGAACAUAAGUGCUCAGACAGAACUAUUUCUAUUGGAAAAUAGCCUGUUGUUUGCUUUCAGUUCUGCAGCAUCCCUCUAUAUGGUCAAGAUUUCCACAGCCAGGUCAGACGUUUACACUGUCAGAAAAAAUGCAAGAAUUGCACCUAUGGGGGUUCAGUGGCUUGUAACUGGGACAGUACCCUCAAGGAAAUACCCAUUGUACCCUUUACCCUUUUAGAUUAGUGUUCUAAGGUACAAAUAAGGCCAAGUGAUUAAAAAUUAGUGGUAAUUGUACCUUAGCAAACAAAAACGGGCCCCUACCGUACCCCCUUUUUCUGACAGAGUACUGCAGGACAUGGAGUACCUUCCAGGAGUCAUAGGGUAGCUUGCUGAUAAGAGAGGCAGUGGUUGAAUGUGCUUUUCUCGGCUACAAUAAGCCUUCCUUUUAAUUUGCAGUCUAGUUGAUUUCCUGCUAAUUUGGUUUAAGGAAUAGCAUGCUUAAGAAUGGACAUGCCUCAGUUCAAAUUGAGCUGAAGAGUUCUCCAUGAGACAUGUAUAUAUUCUUAAGAAAGUACGGGGCAGUACAAUAAUAUAGUCCCAGUAAUAACUUAUGAAGAAAGGCAUGUUUGCUUUGUGGGUUUUAGACCAACAGGUCACAGGGGGAAAUUAGUUUAAGGUUUAUUUCAAACUGACUGGAAGCACAUUCACUCAAGGUGUUCAUUACCAGACACAGUCGUAGCUGCACUGGAGACAACAGAGUAAUGCCAAAGAUGCUGAUACAUUUGUGUGUUCGUUGAUUCUGGGUUACCUUGUGCACACUGGUGUUUAUUCCACCUGAAACCAUUCACUUAUCUCAGUCCUGCUCUAGAGGAGGACAUCAGUUUGACAGAAUGGUGCUGAAGCUUUUUGAAAUGAGUUCUGUUAUAUAUGCCCUGUGUAUUGCUCUGCUCAAGCAAGGUGAUACAUCGGACCAUAACAACAAACGUCCUGACAAUGUGUGCACAAGAUCACAUCCCUUCAAAGUACAUAAGCCAUUCAUAUGUAAAGCCUAAAACAAAAAUUGCUCCGCUCAUUUCGUCAUUUAGACACCCUCCGUUGUAACACGCCUAUUUUAAUGACACAGAGCUGCAGUGUCCUUUUUUGUGAUGUUGCGUCUAUUUUUCAGCCAAUAAGAUUUUGGCAGAUUACAGGAGCUUUCAGGUCACUGAUGGGCUAUAAAUCAAAAUGAGUGUCAUUUCAGGUUUUAUUGCGCCUCUCUGCGACAACCUUGGAAAGUUUCAGCCAAAGCCUUGUCGUCCUGUAAGUUCGCCGUACUGAAGUGAAACUUGUUUUAAAAAGUAACAAAGAGUUCCUGUUCUCCUCAUACAGUGAUGGGAAAUGCGCGUGUGUGCGAUGCCAGGGUAUCUCCGGCCUGUGACAUUAUAACAACACAAGUCAUGUGGGGGCUGAAAGUGAUGAAUGUGUGAAAUUUGAAGUAGAUCUGAUCUGAAAAGAAGAA
Anguilla rostrata (American eel) is the source of this 2738-nucleotide messenger RNA. Its product is annotated as pleckstrin homology-like domain-containing protein. The transcript has 2 exons. The record is from RefSeq and is a predicted model, not a curated record. Gene Ontology annotation, biological process: endosome organization; retrograde transport, endosome to Golgi; receptor recycling. Bases 5 to 385 code for a protein of 126 amino acids. Gene Ontology annotation, cellular component: recycling endosome; early endosome; trans-Golgi network. NCBI's taxonomy places the organism in Eukaryota, Metazoa, Chordata, Actinopteri, Anguilliformes, Anguillidae.